Molecule: messenger RNA, 486 nt
Organism: Caenorhabditis remanei
Lineage: Eukaryota; Metazoa; Nematoda; Chromadorea; Rhabditida; Rhabditidae
Exons: 3
Coding region: 1-486 (161 amino acids)
Source: RefSeq, a predicted model, not a curated record
AUGAAAAUUAUCGAUUUUUUAUCAAACGUCAUAAAUCAGAAACUUCACGAAGACAGAAAUCACAGAUCGGUUUUGUCAACUGAUCAUCGCUCGUCACUGUCAACUCAGCCACGUCCAGCUCAACCAACACCAAAUUUGGAGAUUCCGACAAUUAGAAAAGAGCAACACUCUCAGAAAACUGAUCAAGACCUGAAGCCAUCACAAUCUUCAUCUGAACAGAGCAAUUCUUCGGGAACACCAGAAAGAACUCAAGGACAAUCGACUACAGAAUCGCUCAAUUCACCAUCAAAAGUCGUUGAAGCCAAGGCUGAGUCCGUGUUUGGAUCCGGAAUGCCUGCUAUUAUUCGUGACAGCAAUCCACCAAAUCAACCUACAAAUGCGUCCAGGAACAAUAGGAAUUCUACUGAUACAAGAAACUCAACUGGAGUGACAAAAAUUGCCAGCACAACUGCACGAUUAUGGGUUCUGUCCGUUGCUUUUGAAUGA